GUUCGCUUAGGUAAUGCGCCCACAAUGAAAAGUCCCAUAACCAAAAUUCAUGGUCUUUCAGAAAAACAGUCGACGAAGUUUUCCAGUUUUCCUUAUCCAUCUCGACGCCAACCGCCCAGCCAGAAUCUAACCCCCUCAGCCAAACAGCAACAGCCGUCAAAAUGGUCAAGGUUACCAACAAGACCCUCCACUCCUCGAGGCGCAAGUCUCGCAAGGCUCACUUCGGUGCGCCUUCGAGCGUCCGCCGCAACAUCAUGAGCGCUCCCCUGAGCAAGGAGCUCCGUGAGAAAUACAACGUCCGCAGCAUUCCCAUCCGCAAGGACGACGAGGUCCAAAUUGUCCGCGGUAGCAACAAGGACAAGGAGGGCAAGGUCACCUCGGUCUACCGUCUCAAGUACGUGAUCCACGUCGAGCGUGUCACCCGCGAGAAGACCACUGGCGCCUCGGUCCCCCUUGGCAUCCACCCCAGCAACGUCGUCAUCACCAAGCUCAAGCUUGACAAGGACCGUGAGGACAUCCUGGCCCGCAUCAAGGCCGGCCGUGUCACCUCGGGCAAGGCCAAGUCCAGCGAGUAAAUCUCUGGUUACUUGAACCAAACCUCGUCAUGCGGCAAUCAGACAUGAAACAAACGAGAGACGACACAAAAAAAAUUCAAAUUCAAAAACGGCGAAAUCGGCUUAUUGGCUUCGGAGUUCUUAUCACCCUCGAUGAUACCUGCAUCGGCCUUGGCAACCUGACAGCUUCAGGUCCGGGUUCUGGCGUCCUCAGUCUCUGGUUUACGACUCCCAACCGGCGUUGGGGGAGUCGAUAUUUGGUUUCUUUUAUUUUUCGGUUUCGGCAAUCAGGCAUGGGAAAAAUCGCACAACAGGGAAGUGCGGGUAUCGACGUUUUUCUAGAACAGGACAUCAACAAGAAUCGAGUCAACAUUUGUUGCUCAAUGGCCAUUUCACAUCAAAAAGCUGCUCGUCAUGCUUGUGAAUUGUUCCAUGGGAGGUGCUCCCGAAGUCUCCUUAUGGGUCUUGCCUUCGGGCUACCCGCUUGUCCUAGCUGGGCUAUCGGUCCUUGCUCACAUCUCAUGCUUACCUUGACUAACAUACAGCACUGCCACAUGCCAUUAUGAUGAAAUGAGCUAAGUAGCGGGAGCUUAAGAGGCAACACAGUUCUUCGUUCGCUCCAUGACAAGCUUGUUGGGCCUACCUGGCACAGUUUAUCAAUCUGUCCGGCUUAAGUAUCGGCUCUGACUUUGAUUGAUCUUGACAUUCCCUUCGAUAUCGUGACCGCUAGGAUAUCUCCGCGUUAAUCACUUAGAUCCAUGGUUUUCGAGGUAUACGACUAGCGAAUAGUGAAACGGUGCAGUUCAAAUUAGUUAUCAGUUCUGCGCUCUCGCCUGCAGACUUCCGCUUGAGACUGUUCUAUGAAAGCGGAGGUUUGAUGGUGAGGAACAAACAUUUUGGCAAAACUAUUAAUAGGAAAAAAAAAAAAAAAACAUCUGUCUC
Pyricularia grisea is the source of this 1496-nucleotide messenger RNA. RefSeq lists its product as uncharacterized. Gene Ontology annotation, cellular component: cytosolic large ribosomal subunit. Gene Ontology annotation, biological process: ribosomal large subunit biogenesis; cytoplasmic translation. Bases 162 to 575 code for a protein of 137 amino acids. Gene Ontology annotation, molecular function: structural constituent of ribosome; RNA binding. The transcript has 3 exons. The record is from RefSeq and is a predicted model, not a curated record. NCBI's taxonomy places the organism in Eukaryota, Fungi, Ascomycota, Sordariomycetes, Magnaporthales, Pyriculariaceae.